Lacerta agilis (Sand lizard) is the source of this 3993-nucleotide messenger RNA. RefSeq names its product AF4/FMR2 family member 3 (gene AFF3). The transcript is spliced from 21 exons. Bases 132 to 3839 code for a protein of 1235 amino acids. Gene Ontology annotation, cellular component: nucleus; super elongation complex. Gene Ontology annotation, biological process: regulation of gene expression. The record is from RefSeq and is a predicted model, not a curated record. Lineage: Eukaryota; Metazoa; Chordata; Lepidosauria; Squamata; Lacertidae.
UCCUCCCUCCGCCUCUCUCAGGGAAGAGGGAGGGGCGCACGGAAGGCCCCCUCUCCUCCUCCUCGCCCCUCGCCCACCCGCGGCGCUGCUAAGAUGCACCUUGGGCGCUGCGCGGUUGCAGCUGAGCAGCGAUGACAUAUCCUUCCUCCGACCUCGCCAUGGACAGCUUCGACCUGGCUCUCCUGCAGGAAUGGGACCUGGACUCCCUCUGUGUCUAUGACCCUGACAGAAAUAUGCUGCGCAGGAAAGAAUGGGAAAGGAGAAAUCAGGAGACCCAGCACGAAGAUGGCAUAUUUAAUAACAGUUACUCCCUCUUCAGUGAGCCAUACAAGACUAACAAAGGGGACGAGCUCUCCAGCCGUAUCCAAAAUACCCUGGGCAACUACGAUGAGAUGAAAGAGCUGCUGACUGAUCGAUCCAAUCAAAGCCACCUUGUUGGUGUUCCAAAGCCAUGUAUCUCACAAACGUCUGUGAGCAAAGCUGAGGAACACUUCAUUGCUGACACAAAGCCCCACACUCACGCUUCUCCAUCUUCCUUACCAGCGGCACUUUCUGGGCAGUUGAGCAAGAAUACUGCAAUGGGUUGGCAGAAGUCUGGGCACACUCUGGAGAACCAGCAAAGAGGAAGCAAACAUAGACAUGGAUUGCCGGAUUCACACAAUAAUGACUUUAAAACGGUUAGCCAAAAGAACAGUUUAGAAAAGAUUGCACAUUAUGCAUCCAAUCCCUCAUCACCAUCUCUGUCGAGUGUUGCCCAAGGUCCUUUAUCGUCUUCACUUGGGGACAACAGCAGAACACAACAGCAGCUGUCAAAGCUGAGUUUUGGUGGAGAAGGUGGCGCUCAGGCUCAGGAGAGGCCAGCUAUGCAUAGCAAUGGACACUGUGUGCAGAACUUUCCUCCUUCACAUGCUUCAAAGCCCAGUAUAGUUCAGCAGAAACCAACAGCAUAUGUAAGGCCAAUGGAUGGUCAAGAUCAGGCUCCUGAGGAGUCUCCAAGAUUGAAGGUGCCAGCUGAAACUAGCCUGCUGUGCACCUCAUAUAGAGGAAUGCCUUCUGCUAAAGCUGACUCAGCUAGGACAAAGUCAAAACUGACAAAAUUUAAUAUUCCCAAACAACAAGAGGACAAUGGGGGAGGAGAUGACAGCUGCGUUGAAGAAAUUUUACGGGAAAUGACCCAUUCAUGGCCUCCGCCUCUUUCUGCUAUUCACACACCUGGCAAAGUGGAACAAAACAAGUUUCCUUUCACCAACAAGGACUCCCAGCAACAUGUCUCUACGGGGCACAGCAAUCAAAGAAAAGGUGAUGUUGAAUCAAAGAAUCCAGAAAACAGUACAUCACCUACAUCGAUGUUAGAAGAUGACCUCAAGUUGAGCAGUGAUGAAGAGGAGAAUGGCCAGCAGGCAGCACAGAGAUCUGCUCUCCGGGUUCUAUCCGACAGCACCACUGUACAGCAGCCCAGCUGCAGGAUCUCGGGGAUCACCAGCAAGUGUUCGAGCAGCAGCAGCUCCAGUGAAUCUGAGAGCAGUUCAGAAUCCGACUCAGAGAGUGAAAGCAGUUCUACCGAGAGCGACAGCAAGAAGCCCUCUCAUUACUCCAGCCCAGAGCCUGAACAGCCAUCGUCAAACAAGUGGCAGCUGGAUAAAUGGUUAAAUAAGGUUACUUCACACAAAGCACCUAUUCUGAACCAAAACGGACUGGAGCUCUUUCAGUGUUACAGCAAAGGGAAAGAUGAAGGGCAAGACUGUGAACAUUUACCUCCCAUUUGCCAAACCAGUCUCAGAGAUAAAGAGGUUAAGAAUCCCAGCAAGGAGGACCUGAGGCCUAGGACAGCUAACAAAGCCCCGGGGCAUAAAGGAGGGAAGCAGAAAUCGCCUCCUCCGGCUGCUGCCAUUUCUGGAGAUAGCGGUCCUCUGAGGAGGACAGCCUGCAAAAAACAGCCGAGAAGGACAGAGAGGACCUCUGGUGGUGAUAUCUUAAAUGGCCAUGCAGCUGAUGAUCUUGGCUUGAACCAAGUACUUUUGGAAAAUAAUAGCACAUGUGAACAACCUAAAACCAGGCCCUGCAACAACAAAGUUGAGCACAGGAAGGAAACACGUGCUGCCUGUGAAAAGAGGCGUACAAGGGGAUCAGGUAAAACAGCACCCAAAUCCAAGGAAUUUAUUGAGACAGAUUCUUCGUCUUCAACGUCCUCAGAUACAGAUUCUCAGUCGGAACAAGAGGAUUACCCUUUACACAAGCCUCAGACUGUGACCUCAGCAUUAGCUGGAAGUGACCAGAAGCUGAAGGACUCUGGGAGUAAUAAUACCAACAAAGCAAAUAGCAGUUGCAGUGCCUUUGGUUCAGUUAACACCAGGACUAGUAACGAUAUAGCAAAGGAACUGGAAGAGCAGUUUUACACCCUGGUUCCAUUCGGUCGGAACGAGCUCCUAUCUCCCCUGAAAGACACAGACGAAGUGAAAGCACUUUGGGUCAAAAUUGAUUUGACUCUUUUGACCAGAAUUCCACAGCACUUACCUGAGGAGCCACUGCAAAUUAAUGCUGGAGUUAAAGAAGCAAUCAGUAUGCAGCACAACAUUGUUACUGAUCUGCCGGCAGAAAAGGUCAUCCCCAAAUCUAGAAGGAAACGCAAGUAUGAAAAUGAGGAAGAAAACAGGGAGAGCAAGAAGAUUCACACUGAGCAAGAGUGCUCUUCACAUUUACUUGCUUCAGCCCAAGUUGCUUCUGCACCAAAUAAUUGCAAUAUGAUUAAAAACAGCUUGGGAACACCAAUAAAUAAAAAUGAGAAAAUGCUUCGGUCGCCUGUUUCACCCAUCUCUGAUGCAUCAAAGCACAAAUUCUCUGGUGAUGAUCUAACUUCUUCUAGCAAGCCUCAUGGUGGCAACCUAUUAUCUUCCAUAUCCUCAAUAAAAAAACACAAGAAUGAGAUUCGAUCCCACCUGCACCAAGGAGAUUUCAAUAAAGCAAUGUACAUCAAUUCAGAAAAUUCUGUACUCUGUAGCAAGGCACAGUGCCAAAAGGAGCCCUGGUCACCUGUAUCUAUUAUGCACAAAGACUGUAGAAGAACAAAGCUUAUCUUUAAUGAUGGGCCACACAAUGUGGAACACUUUAUGCAAGAAGCUAAAAGGAAGAAGCAUAAAGCGGAUGCGAUGGUGGAGAAAUUUGGCAAGGCGUUAAAUUAUGCUGAAGCUGCACUAUCCUUUAUUGAAUGUGGAAAUGCUAUGGAACAAGGACCCAUGGAAUCUAAAUCCCCCUACACAAUGUAUUCAGAAACAGUUGAACUUAUUAGGUAUGCUGUGAGGCUAAAACCCCACUCAGGCCCUAAUGCUAUUCCAGAAGAAAAACAGUUAACGACAUUAUGUUACCGCUGCCUGGCACUUCUAUAUUGGAGAAUGUUUCGACUCAAAAGGGACCAUGCUGUAAAAUAUUCAAAAGCACUUAUUGAGUAUUUCAAGAAUUCAUCUAAAGUUGCUCAAGUACCAUCUCCCUGGGGUGCCAGUGGAAAGUAUACGGGAACACCCUCUCCAGUUUCACCCAGCCCAUCUCCUGUGAGUUCUGUAGGGUCCCAGGGAAGCACUAGAGCCCCCUCCCCCUCCUCCAUCAUCAGCAUUCCACAACGGAUUCACCAGAUGGCAGCCAAUCAUGUUAGCAUCACCAACAGCAUCUUGCACAGUUACGACUACUGGGAGAUGGCUGACAAUCUUGCCAAGGAAAACCAAGAUUUCUUUAAUGAUUUGGAUGUACUGAUGGGACCUGUCACCUUGCACAGCAGUAUGGAACACCUGGUGCAAUACACCCAACAAGGACUCCACUGGAUAAGGAGCAGUGCUCAGUUAUCAUAAUAACUGUGGCAUUCAUCUGGACACUAGACUUUCCCACAGACAAUUCAAUUAUUCUAGACACUGUGCUACAGAAAUACGAAACCACAGCAUUGCUUCAAACAAAUGUGAACCUUUCUUUAACACGGAACAAUAUUUUUUUUCCAGAGUACAGAAA